AUGAAAACGCUUAAAGACUAUAUUCAAGAUGUCAAAAGUCGAUUCAAAUUAGUAGCUGUAAUAGCAGUUCUAACUGUUAUCCUUGGUAUAUGGUAUAUAGGAGUUUUCAGUUUAGACGAGAUUGGACAAUUUAUUUCCAUUUAUCAAAAUGUAGCAACCUGGAAUUUGAAAAAAGAACAUAUUUAUUAUUCAAACUUUGAAAUCUUUAAAAAAAAUGUUAUCAAUGGAAGUCAUGAGUUGAACAAAACCAAGGUGCACUACAUUGUUAUAUACGGUGAGAUGUUGGCAAGUAUUAACAAAGAUGUCAAAGUUGCCAUUCAGUGGGUUAAUGCUGAUCUUAUUUUGAUUCCAAAUAAAAUAUUUCCUCCUGGAAAACGUCCUAAGCAUCAGGCUUGGGUAGCAUAUGAUUAUGAGUCGCCACUGCACAGUCGACUGAGCACUGAACUAAAUGAUAAAAUUAACUUCACUGCCACGUAUAGAUUCGAUUCAACUAUUCGUACUCCCUAUGGAAUGUAUACACCGAAUAGUCCUGAAGAUAAUAACAACGACAACAGAAGUCAAUCAAAUAAAAUGAAGAAAUAG
Messenger RNA from Heterobilharzia americana, 582 nucleotides. NCBI's taxonomy places the organism in Eukaryota, Metazoa, Platyhelminthes, Trematoda, Strigeidida, Schistosomatidae. The record is from the annotation of a GenBank genome assembly.